Messenger RNA from Acanthaster planci (crown-of-thorns starfish), 2296 nucleotides. RefSeq lists its product as uncharacterized. The record is from RefSeq and is a predicted model, not a curated record. Lineage: Eukaryota; Metazoa; Echinodermata; Asteroidea; Valvatida; Acanthasteridae.
UUUACGCACACACUUCCUUCUUUGUGGUACAACCGAUCUACAGUGUGUUUUAUGCGCGAAACGGUUCUGUCUGCGCCGUCUUUUGAAAGAUUUUAAGACGAAAAUUCAUCAGAAAUGGCCGACAGUGCACCAAAGCUUGCAAGAGAUAGCACGAUGAACGUCACAGCCAAGGAGGGAGUGGAGUUUCUGAAGUCACAAGGAGCUGAUCACCUCUUGCCAGAAGACCCUGAUAAGCCUGAGGUACAGAGGGACACCACCAUUCAGGCUACAGUCAAGGAGAGUGAGGCAAUCCUGAAGGAUGCCAACAUUGACAAGGAUGCCAGGACAAGAGGUGAGCAACAGCGUCUCCAAGAGAUUUCUGAGGAAACAAAAGUUGAUGAUCCACCUAGGGUGCCAAGAGAUCAUACUAUGAAGGAAACAGCAAAGGAAGCUCAGGAACUGCUUGGUGAUGCACCUAUUGGAGAGACUCGUUCCCAAACACGAGACAUAACAAAGGCAGCAGCCGAAGAAGAAGAAGAAGAGGAGGAAGAGGAGGAAGAUGAGGAAGAGGAAGAGGAUGAUGGAGUAGAGGAUGGAAAUGAAGAAGAAGAUGAAGAAGUAACCAGCUUGAAAAGAACUCACACCAUGGCAGAAACAAUGCAGGAGGGCCAAGAAUUCCUGAAGAGACAGAAGACUAAUGGAGAUGUUGCCAAAAAAGAUGCUGCAGAGGAUGCCUAAGAUGAAGCCCCAACACCUUGACAGAAGUAGACCACCAGUCCUGCUUCAGCCUUAUUGUUGAGACUAAUCAAUAUAAGGAUGGGUCUGUAGAAAAAAGAACACACUUUAUUUGGAAUAAUUCUGGUUCAUUGUUUGUGGAUGUAACCUAUACUUGUAGAUGGUAACUUUAAGCAUGUAGAUUUCUUUAGCAGUUGUUUGCUGUUUACUUGCAUUCAUUUCCAGAGUUGUACGCAUAAAUUAAGUGCAUAGUUCUGUUUACAUUUCAUAAUUUGUAUGGACCACAUAAUUUUGUGACUUCCUUGGCUAGCAUUUGGUGAAACCAAAUUUUGCCCUAAAAUACAGAAUACAUUUACAUGUGCACAAAUGUAUGCAUGUUGAUAAGGUUAAAAAGACAAAUAAGGGGGAAAUAGCCAAAAAUAUGAAUUUGCAUGUUUUAUACUCCUUGGGUAAUUUAUAUGUAUGUAGUUUCAUACAAGUAAGACCAUUGUGAAAAAUAUUUUGCCCUCGCUCCAAAUCUCACAUCGAUCUUUAUUUCAGCAAUUCAUAUAUCGGUAUCCAUCAUAAAGUAGUGUGGCCAACAACCACUGGUCUUUUGUCCAAGGCAGUUAUUUUUAUUAACCCGGAAUUAGACUUGUAAAAUUCUGAGCACCAUUUUCAAAAUCCUAUUUAAAAAUAAUGUGAUGAAGUCAGUGUUUUUAAAUUUUAUAUCAAAAAUUUGUAUAAUUUGUAUGCAGAUGAUUUUCAUUGAUUGAAUUUUUCAGUGUUUUAAGUCCUUUUUGUAAAUAUUUUCAAAGUCAAGAAUUCAUCUUAAUAAAAAUGAACACAGAUUCCCCAUUAAGAUGGAUAUCAUGAAGGUCCAGAGGAAAUCAGUGACCUGGGUAUUUCUAACUUAAUCUUUGUUUUGAAAGAAUUUAUGCUGGUCGCAACUAGAAAGAACGAAAAAGACGUGUCUGAAUAUUGGCUGCACUUGGUGCAGAGAACAAAAAACAAUUUAAUACUGAAAUAUUCCAACCUUCUUGUUAAAUCGUUUCUAUCUAUAAAUUGUAAACAGGGUUUUAGUUGCAUAUGUGGUAAAAGGCCAGUGGUUAAAGAAGUUGCACGUGAGGAAUACACUGGGUUUCAGUUUGGUAUCGCCGUUUGCAGCCAAGUCCAUCCAUGGCUAUAGUUAGUCUGUGUACAUAGAGGUUCAAGUUUAGUUCUCGUGACGUGUUACUGCUCAUUGAAUUAAAAUCUUAAAAAUUAGGUGCUGCCGCGUUUGUAUUGUUCAAAGUCACUUGUGCUACAUUUUCAUUUAUUUUAAAAUGAUGGAUUCGUAAUGGUCGUUAUGAGUAAUAUAUUUUCUGUAUAAAAACUCAAAUUCACGUGUUUUAAAGGACCGUUUAUGCGAUACAAAACUCAAACUUUAUUAUAAGAUAGACACCGGGUAAUAUACAUAAACUUGAUACCUUUGUCACGUUUAAAAAAUACCUCUUUUUAAACAACUCUCCUUAACUUCAGUCACAUACAAUAUUCGGAAUCCAUUUGUAACUGGAUUUUGUUUGAGAAUGAAUAAAUAGUUCAUAGCUUUCUUACCCUUGAA